GCCCGGGCCCGGGGAGGGGAGGGUACUACUGUCCGCAGCCGCUGACGUUCUGCCCCUGCCCGGCGUUCCAGUACACGGUGCUGCAGCGUGGUGACCAGCCGCUCUGCAAACACCUGCUGGCCGCCAAACUAGCGCAGGCGCUGGGAAAGUGCGCCGACACGGCUGUCAGUGACCCGCACCUGCGGGACCUGCUGACUGAGCUGCACUAGACGCGGGCCGACUCACACUGACCGGACCUCCUUACUGACCGAGCUGCGCGGGACACAGCACUCUGUGCAUCGCCAUGGACCGGCCCAACUUCCACUUCAGGAGGCGGGAGGAGAAACUCGACUGGAAGAAGCUCGCGGCGCUGGAUGUGGAUCAGAUCGCCAAAACGGUCGACUACAAGGCGCUGCAGGACAGCAUCCGCCAGAUCACUUACUGCGACGCCGGCAAAGAGUUCGACUCUGAGGCGGCCGACCCGAACCUGGUCAAGGUGUUCCGGAUGGCGCAGCUGAUCAUCGAGUACCUGCUGCAGAGCCAGGACUUCCUGGCCAAUAACCUGGCCAGCGUGGAGGAGCGGCUCAAUUCUACACUGGAGGAGCUGGAGUCUGCGCGCCAGCGCUCCCGCCGCGACCAGGAGGAGCUGAGGGAGCUGCGCAAGGGGCUGAGGGCGCCGGCCAGCUCCACGGUGAUGACGCUGACUGGCCACCAGCGGUGCCAGUUCUGCCAGAAGGUGUUCAUCAACACCACCUACCUGCAGUCGCACAUGAUGCGCCGGCACAACCACAUGGUCGGCAAACAGAUGAGCAACCAGACGCUCUCCACCGUCAUCCAGGACCAGAGCUCGCCGGCGGCGGCGGCGGCGCUGGAGGCUGAGCUGGAGCAGGUCCGGCGCCGGCUGCUGGUGGCCGAACAACAGCUGAGAGAGGAGCGCCGGCGCGUGGCCGCGCUCGAGCAGCCCGGCGCCGGCGCCUACCAGCCGGACGAGGCAGCCGAGCUGGCGCCCUACCACCACACUAUCAAGGAGGAGCCGGAGCCGCCGCCGGACGAGCCGGAGCCAGCCGGCUCCCGGCAGGACUCCGUCUCCGGCUCCCGGCACGGAUCCGGCGGAGGCUCCCAGCAGGGCUCUGGAGGCGGCUCCCAGCACGGAUCCGGCGGAGGCUCCCGGCAGGGCUCCGGCGGAGGCUCCCGGCAGGGCUCCGGCGGAGGCUCCCGGCACGGAUCUGGAGGCGGCUCCCGGCAGGACUCGGGCGGUGCGUCCCGGCAGGGCUCCGGAUCCGGCGGCGGCUCGGCGGAGCAGAAGGACUCCCGGCUGGCCGUGCUGCUGGAGCAGCAGGCGGCCGAGAUCAGACAGCUGCGUGAGGAGCUGGAGCGCCAGCGGCAGGCGGUGCCGGCGGCACCGGCCGCUCCCACCCUGCUGGGCGGCGCUGGCGCCGAGCCGCCGGCGCCAGCACCCGAGCCGGUCAACCGGGUCGAGCAGGAGAUCCAGAAACAGGCGCGGCGCGACGUGGUGGCGCUGGAGGGUCAGAUGGAGGCCCAGGAGCGUUACUGGCAGGAGCGGCUAAGCGCCAUGCGCCAGCGCCACGACGCCGAGGUCGAGGGCAUGCGCAGAAUGCUCAACGAGAAGAACGCGGCCACGCGCGGCAGCGCCGAGUACGUCAACCUGGACAGCGGCGCGGAGCGGUCGCCGCAGUCGCCGCGCCUGCUGCGCUUCGUGCACCGGCACCAGUCGCCGUCUCCGGGCCCGGCGGCGGCGCCCGGCCCGGCCGGCCGCGGCGGCCGGCAGCGGCCGCGGCCGUGCAUCGCGCCCCAGCCGCGCCACGGCCGCUCGCGCUCCGUCUCCGGCUGCCGGCGGCUCAAGUUCGCCGACGACGAGGAGGAGUGCGACGACGACGACGAGCCGAUGGUGCGCGCCGCGCCGCGCCAGUCCCUCUCCACGGACGCGCUGACACGGAACGGGCCGGCCGGCGGCCGUCCGCAGGUGCGUCAGGAGCUGGAGUCGGAGCUCAGCGAGCGGCUGCUCGAGCUCGGCAUCGAGCCGGGCACGCGGCGCCUCUCCAGCGGCCUGAUGACCGACAAGAUGCGCCACCUGCAGAUGACCCGCCAGGUGCUGGGGUUCGGGGACCUGCGCCGUCAGGUGGACCAGGACCUGAACCAGCGGCUCACCAAGUUCGCCGCGCUGCCCUCCAAACGCACCAGCAAGCUGGCCCUGUUCGCCAAGGACAUUAUGCAGCGAGGCGCCGAGAUGUCGCGCUCCCUCGUCACACUCGGCACGAAAAGCCGACCCAGCUGCACCAGCGCCACCGUCGACGCCCAGCUGAUGAAGCGCAUGCUGGCGGCCGAGAAGGCGAGCCGUCCACGCGCCGCCUCCGACUCGCCGACGUCGAGCCGCCGGCGCGCGCCGCCCGGCGGCCCGGCCGCUGACUGGCCGCGCGACGGCGCCGACUGGCCGCCGCCGCGCCAGCACAGCCGCUACCAGGCUACCAGCUACGAGGAGGAGGAGGAUUUUCGGCCUCGCCACGGUGGGCGCAAGUUUAAGUUCAAGGCCAACGCCAGUAAACAUAUUCUGGAGCGGUUCACCCGACGCGGACAGUGCCAGAGUUCGCUGAUCAAGUCGACCACCAUCCACCGCGUGGAGAGCGGAGAGGGUCUGGACAGCGACGCGGGCGGCCGGUACGAGCAGCUGCGGGACGACCGGCCACCGCCGGGCCGCCGGGAUAGCGCCGCCAGCGUGCAGAGUCGCCGGCCAUCGGCCGAGAUACAGCCGCCGGUGUCCCGCUCCGGCUCCGGCUCCGGCCUGCAGCCGGCCGGACCCGCUGAGGACGGGUUCGUCACUCCGAUGUCGCGGCCGUUGUCGGGCGACUCUGCGCGCGCCGCCGAGCCGCCGGAGUCGCCGCCGAUACCUCAGAUCGGCUCGGGCUCGACCACACCCAAACAAGACAGCUUCGACACUUCCGAGAUUUCGAACCGAACGGAGUCGAGUCCGCCUCCCGCCAUACCGACCAUAGACCCGGUGGACGCCAGGCCGUCCGGCUCUGCCAAUACGUUGUCCACCAGCCAGUGGAACUCUGCCGCGGCGGCGGCCGACUCCAGCGCCGCCGACGAGACUGAGACGCGCACCAGCCACACCACGGGCUCGUCCAGCAGCGACUCGGACUCGGAGGAGAGCGACUCGGAGCCGGCCGCGCCGCCGGGGGACGCGUAGCGCGGCCGGCCCACUGGCGGCGCUCGCUGCGCGCACUGCUGCUGGCCGCCGCCGCCCUCUGGCUGGCCUGGCACGGCCUGCCGCCGCUGUAGCGCCGCGCGCGGACCGGCGCACGGCCCGGCAGGUCAGUCGGCUGCAGGCGCCGCGCUGGCCACAGUCGAUACACGAUGCCGUCCAGCAGUACAAAUCCCCAGUGAGGACGGGACAGCCGUUCCCGCGUGCAGUUCUCUAGUCACGCCGAUCGUUUUGCGGCGAAGCGGCUCAUCCGGCGCCGUUUGUGGUUUCCUGUUAGGUUCGGUGAGCGCCCCGCUUCCGGCCGUGUCUUUCAUCGCACCGCGUUAUGUCAAACCGUCUGGCAACUCCAAAUACACAGUGUUCUCUUGAUGAAA
Molecule: messenger RNA, 3576 nt
Organism: Amphibalanus amphitrite
Lineage: Eukaryota; Metazoa; Arthropoda; Thecostraca; Balanomorpha; Balanidae
Product: AT-rich interactive domain-containing protein 1B-like
Exons: 19
Coding region: 284-3187 (967 amino acids)
Biological process (GO): cilium assembly
Cellular component (GO): cytoplasm; ciliary basal body
Source: RefSeq, a predicted model, not a curated record